AUGGACGCAGGUCCAUCAUCAUCACCACUGGAGCCAGCGCAGGCUGGCGACGUCGUCCUCUGCGUUGAUGCAGGAGGAACAAAAACGCUCGCCGUCGCUGCGUCCGUCGACUCCAAGGAGACCUUCACGGGUCAAGCAGGUUGCGGCAACUGUGCGACGCUCGGCCUCGAAGCAGCCAGCCAUGUCAUCCUACGAGCCGUCCGCGACGCAUUGAUAUCAGCCGGCUUCGGCACCUUCUUCGACCUCAUCGAAGCAGGUCAAGUUGAAGGCAUCACCACCCCACCUCUCUCUCUGUCCGACAACGACUCUUCGUCAGCAGACGGCGAUCAAGAUCCCAUUUCUCGGCCACCAAGGCCUUCACCCAGUCAAACGGGUGUUCGUCGACCCCGUGUACGAGCGUUGUGGAUCGGAUCCGCCGGUCUUUCCUCGUCAGCAGUCAUCGGCACUUAUCGUCAGCAGCUCUCGUCGCUGCUGCAGGAUUACCACCUGAUCGACGACUCAACGCCCAUCUGGAUCACCAACGAUGCGGUCCUCCUCUCUGCACCUAUGCUUCGCGAUGCCUCCACCCAAUCGUGUGUCUGCCUCAUCGCCGGCACUGGCAGUGCAGGCUUUGCCUUCCAACGCACCACUUCAGCCCGCACCACGGCCGCGGGGGAGAACGAAGACCUACCCGGUCUCACCACCGUCUCCAAAACCGGCGGUUGGGGCUACCUCCUGGGCGACCGCGGCAGUGGUUGGUCAAUAGGUCUCUCCACCAUCCAGCUCAUGCUCACUCGCGAAGAGGAGCGUCAGUUCCACCCCCUGCCCGUCACCGAUUUCGAGACGGCCAUCAUGAAGGCGCUCGAUGUGGAGACGCCGAUCGAGCUGAUCCCCGCCGCGUAUCGCGACCGCGUCUGUGCGACGGGAGGCAACUUCUUCCACGCCGAAGACGCACGCAAACGCUGGCUGGCCGAGACGACACGGGUGGUGUUCGAGUAUGCGUUUGCCCACCAGGGCAGGUCGGGCGCCGAGUUGGCGGUGCAAUUGCUCCAACAGGCCGUGAGGGAGUGCAUGGAUAGCAUUUCGAAACUCUGCUGCCCGGCAGACAGGAUCAGGCCCGAAAGUAGUACCCUCGUGCUAGGAGGUGGGCUGUGGAGCAACAGCAAGUUCCUCGAUCUGUUGGUCGACAUGUGGAAGAAGGAAAGCGGAAGGGAAGCAUUUAAGAGGGUGCAUGUGACCAAGAGCCCCGCACACGAGGCGGUUGAGUACCUCGCAUUGCGCUUCUUGGGCGAGGUCAAGAAGUGA
Molecule: messenger RNA, 1284 nt
Organism: Kalmanozyma brasiliensis GHG001
Lineage: Eukaryota; Fungi; Basidiomycota; Ustilaginomycetes; Ustilaginales
Exons: 1
Coding region: 1-1284 (427 amino acids)
Source: RefSeq, a predicted model, not a curated record